Messenger RNA from Caenorhabditis briggsae, 1488 nucleotides. The transcript is spliced from 7 exons. The record is from RefSeq and is a predicted model, not a curated record. Bases 1 to 1488 code for a protein of 495 amino acids. NCBI's taxonomy places the organism in Eukaryota, Metazoa, Nematoda, Chromadorea, Rhabditida, Rhabditidae.
AUGGACGUCAACCAAGUUCUGGAUGCUCCGCAACAAAUGCACUCACUUCCCAAUGCUCUCGGAGUUAUCAAUGAGCAGCUCCUUCAAAAUCAACUAACUCCAGCUGCACCCUCGACUUUGGUACCAAAAGCCACACCAAUCUUGGAAAUGUUCCGUGGAAUCAACCCGUUGGAACAUGGUCUCUUCUCUAUCCCAACUGCACUUCCAGGACCACGUGGUUCUCUAACUUUGGGAACAUCCCAAUUGAUGAUUAACCUGGAACUAAGUCGAAUGCAAGAGCAGGUUCUCUCUAAUAUGAAAGCGUCUGGGACAGUUCCCGCACCUGUUUCUCAUUCGUCAAGUGCUGAAUCAUCAUCCUCGAAUAAUGAUUCUGCUGGAUUAUUAACGCUAGGAUCUGCCCCAUGGAACGAAUCUUCAAAUCUGGAUCAAAAUUUUCUUAAGGCUUUGUUGGCUUCUACUACGCUGUGUAGCUCUACAGGGAUAACUAGCCACGUGGCCAUGUCAGACUGCACGUCGAAAACUCUUGCUCAACAAAUUGAAGAGCAGUACAAAAAACGGAUGGAAGAAGAGCAAAAAUCAGAACAAAGCAGAAAACGUGCCAGAGAGAACAGUGUUUCGGUAGUGGUGAAUGCCAAAUGCCAGGAUGUUGGAUCCAGAACUGAACUAGCUUCAUCAGAUGUUCCAUCUCCAAAACUUCAGAAUCAAGGCGACACUGACAAUGAAAUUCAAGUCAUUGCUCACCAUCGACCUCCACCAAAUCCAGUUCUGGCGAUUCCAACUUCAACGGCACCCCCAGCUUCUACGGUGCUUCCAACUUCUUCGGCAAUUCCAACUUCUUUGAAUCUACAAGCUUCUUCGAGAAUCGCAGUUUCAACAAAUGCUCAAGGCACUAGUUGGCAACAGAAAGUUAGCCAGAGCAUGCAACAGCUUGGUCUUCUGGAGCAAAAAGCAAUAAUCAUUGCUGCCGCUGCUCAACCUAAGCCUCAGGCUCCACAAUCUAGAGCUCCACAGUCUCAGGUAUUCGUCAUGACCGGUGCCCAAACCGAAUCUUCGUAUCAGCAAUGUUUCUCUGCCGAAAUGUUUGACUGCGGAUACAUGAAUGAGGCCGAGAUUGUCACGGAAGACCAUAUUCCUCAGAAUAUAGCCCAAAAACUUCAUACCGUAAUGAACGAAACACUUGCGACUCCCGGAAUAUUUGGGAGCCAUCAGAAAGUCUACAUGACCAUUAUGUCAACUGGUUUUGAAAUUAAAAUUCGAAGAACUACAACAAAAGUGGAAUUCGGAAAACUUGUCGUAGUUUACUUGCAUGGUGCAGCCGAUGUGCUUGGAAUAGGCUUUUACCAUAACAACAGCAAAGAGAGAAUGAAGUUCACAAUAUUGAAAAUGAACAGCACAGAGGAAAAGAAAGGAAUCGCUGUAGCUCUACUGAGGUGCUGCGCUCGUAAAUAUGUAGGAAACCCAACGGAUUUUGAAACAUUCUUUUUUUAA